UGCAGUGCGGUGAGACGCCUUUCGCCUCUGCGCCUGCGCCCGGCGCGGAGGGGACGGGGUCGCUCUCAGAAAUGGCGGCCUCCAUGAUCUACAGCCGUCUGUUGGUAGCGUCUACCGUUCGGAGCCACCGACCUCGGACGGCGCUUCAGGCCGCUGCCCAGGUUCUGGGAAGUUCAGGAUUAUUUAAUAAUCAUGGACCUCAAGUACAGCAACAACAGCAAAGGAAUCUCUCACUACAUGAAUACAUGAGUAUGGAAUUGUUGCAAGAAGCUGGCGUCUCCAUUCCCAGAGGAUUUGUGGCAAAGUCACCAGACGAAGCUUAUGCAAUUGCCAAAAAAUUAGGUUCAAAAGAUGUUGUGAUAAAGGCACAGGUUUUAGCUGGUGGUAGAGGAAAAGGAACAUUUGAAAGUGGCCUCAAAGGGGGAGUGAAGAUAGUUUUCUCUCCAGAAGAAGCAAAAGCUGUUUCCUCACAAAUGAUUGGGAAAAAGUUGUUUACCAAGCAAACGGGAGAAAAGGGCAGAAUAUGCAAUCAAGUGUUGGUCUGUGAGCGAAGAUAUCCCAGGAGAGAAUACUACUUUGCAAUAACAAUGGAAAGGUCAUUUCAAGGUCCUGUAUUAAUAGGAAGUUCGCAAGGUGGUGUCAACAUUGAAGAUGUUGCUGCUGAGACCCCCGAGGCAAUAGUUAAAGAACCUGUUGAUAUUGUAGAAGGCAUAAAGAAGGAACAAGCUCUCCGGCUUGCACAGAAGAUGGGAUUUCCGUCUGGUACUGUGGAUUCUGCUGCAGAAAACAUGGUCAAGCUUUACAACCUUUUUUUGAAAUACGAUGCAACCAUGGUAGAAAUAAAUCCGAUGGUAGAAGAUUCAGAUGGAGCUGUGCUAUGUAUGGAUGCAAAGAUCAAUUUUGAUUCUAAUUCAGCCUAUCGCCAGAAGGAAAUCUUUGCUCUACAGGACUGGACUCAGGAAGAUGAAAGGGACAAAGAUGCAGCUAAGGCAGAUCUCAACUACAUUGGCCUUGAUGGAAAUAUCGGCUGUCUAGUAAAUGGUGCUGGUUUGGCUAUGGCCACAAUGGAUAUAAUAAAACUUCAUGGAGGGACUCCAGCCAACUUUCUUGAUGUUGGUGGCGGUGCUACAGUCCAUCAAGUAACAGAAGCAUUUAAGCUUAUCACUUCAGAUAAAAAGGUACUGUCUAUUUUGGUCAACAUUUUUGGAGGAAUCAUGAGAUGUGAUGUUAUUGCACAGGGUAUAGUCAUGGCAGUAAAAGAUUUGGAAAUUAAAAUACCUGUUGUGGUACGGUUACAGGGUACACGAGUUGAUGAUGCUAAAGCUCUCAUAGCAGACAGUGGUCUUAAAAUCCUUGCUUGUGAUGACUUAGAUGAAGCUGCUCGAAUGGUUGUAAAGCUCUCUGAAAUAGUGAACUUAGCCAAGCAAGCCCAGGUGGAUGUGAAAUUUCAAUUGCCAAUAUGAUCUGAAAAUCCAGUGGAUGGCUGAGGGUGUUAAAUUGUUAAAUGUGCUGUAAUUGUUAAAAAUACUGUGUUCUAUGUUAUUGUUCUUUUUCUUUUUAGUGUGUGGUGAUUGUAAUUGCUAUCGAAGCACACAAACUUUUAAAAAGCAUUUAAUUAUUCUAUUCAGAAUGGACUGUUUAUAUAAAGAACGCAUAAUGCAGGUAUCUGGUUUCUUUUGCUGCAGCCAGUCUUUUCACUUCUCCUGCAGAAUGUCACUUGCAGUAUGCCUGUUUGUUCCCCAUUGUUGGAUACAAAGUUCUUCAUCCAUAAGAGUCCUAUAAAUCAAAUAAAUAUGAAGAUAAAAUAUAUUUAAUGAUCACCCUCAUUGUAGAGCAAUGUAUUGAAACAAUGUUUUAUAUAAAAACUGUUUGUCUUCCCUACCAAAUAUGUAAUAAAUGCAUCAAUCGCUAUUUAUAAACAGAGUUUCAAACACUCCUCAGAAUAUUCUUUUAAGUAUUUCAGUACAGUAACUUGUUAAUGUUUGAACAUUGUUUUGAUUAUUAAAGAACACCAAUAACUGCAAGUCUUCAUGAUUCUGUGGUAUUAAGAAACACUUAGAGGUUUGCAUCAAAUAAAGGCAUAUUUAUAAAGGACUUGGUAGAUAAAAUUAAGAAUGUCAAGUUAAUAAAAACCUCCCAAUGUG
Molecule: messenger RNA, 2144 nt
Organism: Nycticebus coucang (slow loris)
Lineage: Eukaryota; Metazoa; Chordata; Mammalia; Primates; Lorisidae
Gene: SUCLA2
Product: succinate-CoA ligase ADP-forming subunit beta
Exons: 11
Coding region: 72-1463 (463 amino acids)
Biological process (GO): tricarboxylic acid cycle; succinyl-CoA metabolic process
Cellular component (GO): mitochondrion; succinate-CoA ligase complex
Molecular function (GO): metal ion binding; succinate-CoA ligase (ADP-forming) activity; ATP binding
Source: RefSeq, a predicted model, not a curated record